GCUUCACCUUCUACGCUCCAUUUCCCCCUUCUGUUUUUACAAAAACAGAGACAAACUCUUUUCUCUUUCCCUUUCUUUCACUUUCACUUUCCUUUCACACACACCCAAAGAGACCGGCCAUAGGCUUUGAUUUAAUUUGGCUCUCUCUUGGGUCAUGAACCAAACCAUGUCCUCCUCCAGCGAGUGGAUGCACUUCUACAACCAAAGCUUUUCCGGCCAACCCGUUCAUCCUCCCGGUCAUCAUCUAACACCAUCUCCCAUAUUCGGCGGCGGCGGAACCAGCACCCCUGGCGGCGAUCGAGUAAUCUCAGAUGCUACUGUUGUCACCACUGCCUUCCCUACCACCACCACCGCUAACCCACUUGGUUCAGGGAAUUCCAGCCCCACUGCCGCAACCAACCUCAGCCCCGAAGGUCGAGUCUCCAAGCCGGCACGCAAGCGUUCCAGGGCAUCGCGUCGAACCCCGACCACUCUCCUGAAUACCGACACCGCAAACUUCCGUGCCAUGGUUCAGCAAUUCACCGGCGGUCCGAGUGCACCGUUCGGAUCCGUUUCUCAUCCCGGCGGAGUGAGUUUCGGUUUCGCCAGCGGCGGUGGUGGAGGAAUCAGGCAGAAUUUCAUGAACCCUCUGAUGGUUCCGGCGGGUUUCCAGCUUCAACAGCAACAACAGGUAUUCCACCAGCUACAACAGCAGAAUCAGGGUCAGGGUCAGGGUGGUCAGUACCUGCAGUUCGGACUGAGUAACGGAACCAGCACGCCGGCGGUGGACGGAUUUCUUCAAAGACUGAGCUCCGGAGGAAGAGCGGGUAACGUUAACGGAGGUGGUGGAGGAGGAGGGGUGAACACGGCGGAAGGGUUCAUGAACAUGGAGCAUGGAGUCUCGGCUCCAAGGCCUUCCAGUGGCUCCAAUGAGAACAGGAGUAAUUCCAGUUUCAUGUUUUGAUGAUAAGGACAUAAAGCAGCAGCGAACCAAAAACACAAAUCAGAAAAAAAAGAAAAAAAAAAGUUAGGUAGACGUUAGGACUGACUUAUCCUCCGGGGGAGAGAAUUCUUGACCAAUGUACAUAUAUAUAUAUAUAUUAUAAUAGUACUAUAUGAAAUAUUAUUAUGCAUAUUUGGGAAUCAAAUUGAGGGUUACACUUUCACAA
Messenger RNA from Ziziphus jujuba (common jujube), 1148 nucleotides. Its product is annotated as VQ motif-containing protein 22. The record is from RefSeq and is a predicted model, not a curated record. The transcript has a single exon. NCBI's taxonomy places the organism in Eukaryota, Viridiplantae, Streptophyta, Magnoliopsida, Rosales, Rhamnaceae. Bases 155 to 943 code for a protein of 262 amino acids.